This is a messenger RNA of Drosophila novamexicana, 862 nucleotides long. RefSeq names its product 26S proteasome non-ATPase regulatory subunit 8 (gene Rpn12). The record is from RefSeq and is a predicted model, not a curated record. Gene Ontology annotation, biological process: proteasome-mediated ubiquitin-dependent protein catabolic process. The coding region runs from base 16 to 810 and encodes 264 amino acids. Lineage: Eukaryota; Metazoa; Arthropoda; Insecta; Diptera; Drosophilidae. Gene Ontology annotation, cellular component: cytosol; proteasome regulatory particle; nucleus. The transcript has a single exon.
UUAAACAUUAAAAAAAUGGCAACAGUGGAGGCAUUAUACAAGGAACUAACCGCCGAAUGGACCAAGCGGCCGCCAAAUACGCCCAAGUGCGGCCAACUGCUGGAACAGCUAAAAGUGGCAUUGGUCAAAAUGUCAUUUCUGCCCACAGACGGCGGCGAUGCGCAGAACUCGAAGAAACAGCUUUUGCUGGCGCGUUCCGUGCUGGAAAUUGCCGUGGAGCACAGCGUUCUAAACAAGGAUCUGCUCGCCUUCGAGCGCUACAUGUCACAGCUGAAGUGCUAUUACUACGACUAUGCCAAGAUCAUUGGCGAAUCGGACAGCAAAUACAAAUUGUUGGGCCUCAAUCUGCUCUAUCUGCUUUCCGGCAAUCGUGUAUCCGAUUUCCAUACAGAACUGGAGCUGCUCUCCGUUGAUAUCAUACAGCACAAUCAGUUCAUACGACCCAUUCUGGCGCUGGAGCAGUACAUCAUGGAGGGACGCUACAACAAGAUAUUUCAGGCCAAAUCCUCGAUGCCCGCCGAGGUGUAUAACUAUUUUAUGGAUUUGCUGGUGGAGACGGUGCGCGAUGAAAUUGGCGCCUGCAUUGAGAUGUCCUACGAGAAGAUAUCGGCCAAGGAUGCCGCCAAGCGUCUGAAUCUCCGAGUGCCCGACGAGAUUAAGGCAUUUGGCGAGAAGCGUCAAUGGAAGCUGGAAAGCAAUGGCAAUUACAGCUUCACCGAUCGAAGCAUCAAGCCCAAGGAGCUGCUGCCAUCCGAGGAGCUGGCCGAGCAGGUGCUCAGCUAUGCGCGCGACCUGGAAAUGAUAGUUUAAACCUUGUAAUAAAUAAUAACUAAAAGAAUAAAGUCAAAUAUUUUCUAUUUAA